Molecule: messenger RNA, 2503 nt
Organism: Hibiscus syriacus
Lineage: Eukaryota; Viridiplantae; Streptophyta; Magnoliopsida; Malvales; Malvaceae
Product: homeobox-leucine zipper protein MERISTEM L1-like
Exons: 11
Coding region: 323-2503 (726 amino acids)
Biological process (GO): regulation of DNA-templated transcription
Molecular function (GO): DNA-binding transcription factor activity, RNA polymerase II-specific; lipid binding; DNA binding
Source: RefSeq, a predicted model, not a curated record
GUAGCUUUGAUGUUAACAGUUCCCCAUUCUUCGUUUCAUGUAUUUAGUUAAGAGAGCGUACAAAACAAGUGUUUAAAGGUUUUUGGUUUCAAUCAAAUCAGCCUAAUAAUACCCCACCAAUGAGGAACCCGAAGACGAGAAUCUAACAAGCAAAGGAGACAGAUAUGUGUAACUUGUACGGGUAGGUAGCUGGUUAGGGUUUUAAAAAGUCAUCGGUUCUGUAUGUUUCCAAUGACCACUGAUGCAUUUAAGACGAGAAAAUUGCUGCUCUAAUCUAUAAGAAUCCAGAAACUCCAUAGGCGUCCACGUUUUUUUCGGUAGCAUGUUUAGCCCCAGCUUAUUCGAUAGUUCCCAUAUGUUCGACAUGGUUCAUAAGACCAACGAAAGUGAACUAAUGGGGAAUGUCAGGGAUGAUGAUUAUGAGAUCAAAUCUGGUACUGAAACCAUGGAUGCUCCAUCCGGUGAUGAUCAUGAUCCUAACCAACGCCCCAAGAAGAAGCGUUAUCAUCGUCAUACACAGCGUCAAAUCCAGGACAUGGAAGCAUUCUUUAAGGAGUGUCCUCACCCUGAUGAUAAGCAAAGGAAGGAGCUUAGCCGUGAGCUAGGGUUAGAGCCACUACAAGUCAAGUUUUGGUUCCAAAACAAGCGCACCCAAAUGAAGGCCCAGCAUGAACGCAAUGAAAAUGCUAUAUUGAAAGCUGAGAAUGAAAAGCUCCGCGCGGAGAACAAUAGGUACAAGGAAGCUCUCAGCAAUGCCACCUGCCCCAGCUGUGGAGGCCCAGCUGCCCUUGGCGAGAUGUCAUUUGAUGAGCAGCAUUUGAGAAUUGAAAAUGCUCGGUUAAAGGAAGAGAUUGAUAGGAUAUCUGGAAUAGCUGCUAAAUAUGUUGGCAAGCCUUUAUCUUCUUAUCCUCACCUUUCUUCUCACUUACAAUCACGCUCCGUAGAUCUUGGAGUUAGCAAUUUCGGGACACAAUCAGGGUUCGUAGGCGAAAUGGAUCGCAGUACUGGUGAUCUUCUAAGGUCUGUCUCUGUGCCUACAGAAGCGGAAAAACCUAUGAUUGUUGAGCUAGCAGUUGCUGCAAUGGAGGAACUGAUCCGAUUGGCUCAAUCUGGUGAACCUUUGUGGGUUCCUGGGGAUAAUUCUACAGAUGUGUUGAACGAAGAUGAAUAUUUAAGAACUUUCCCUAGGGCAACUGGACCAAAACCUUUGGGGUUGAGGCAUGAAGCUUCAAAGGAAUCUGCAGUUGUCAUUAUGAAUCAUGUCAACCUAGUUGAGAUUCUCAUGGACGUGAACCAAUGGUCAAGUGUGUUUUGCGGCAUUGUUUCAAGGGCUAUGACUUUAGAAGUCCUAUCAACUGGUGUUGCAGGAAACUAUAAUGGAGCUUUGCAAGUGAUGACGGCUGAGUUUCAAGUCCCUUCACCACUUGUUCCAAGCAGGGAAAAUUACUUCGUGAGGUACUGUAAGCAGCAUAUUGACGGAACUUGGGCAGUAGUUGAUGUUUCCUUGGAUAAUUUUCGCCCUAAUCCGGCGUUGAAAUAUAGAAGAAGACCAUCAGGUUGUUUGAUUCAAGAAUUGCCGAAUGGAUACUCUAAGGUUAUAUGGGUUGAGCAUGUAGAAGUGGAUGAUAGAGCAGUCCACAACUUAUACAGAUCAGUAGUUAACUCCGGUCUAGCUUUUGGAGCGAAACGCUGGGUGGCCACAUUGGAUCGACAGUGUGAACGUCUUGCGAGUUCAAUGGCCAGUAACAUUCCAGCAGGGGAUCUAUGCGUUAUAACAAGCAUGGAAGGGAGGAAGAGUAUGUUGAAGUUGGCAGAGAGGAUGGUGACUAGCUUUUGUACCGGUGUCGGUGCUUCUACGGCCCAUGCUUGGACAACUCUGUCGGGAACAGGUUCCGAUGAUGUUCGGGUUAUGACCCGGAAGAGUAUGGAUGAUCCAGGCAGGCCUCCUGGUAUUGUGCUUAGUGCUGCAACUUCGUUCUGGAUCCCGGUUCCACCAAAAAGGGUAUUCGAUUUCCUAAGGGAUGAGAACUCUCGAAGUGAGUGGGACAUUCUAUCAAAUGGUGGCCUAGUUCUAGAAAUGGCUCACAUAGCAAAUGGUCGUGAUCCAGGCAAUUGUGUCUCUUUACUGCGCGUAAAUAGUGCAAACUCUAGCCAAAGCAACAUGCUGAUACUUCAAGAGAGCUGCACUGAUGCAACAGGGUCCUAUGUGAUUUAUGCCCCGGUCGAUAUCCUCGCGAUGAAUGUCGUCCUAAGCGGCGGGGACCCGGAUUACGCAGCGCUAUUGCCAUCCGGUUUCGCAAUCCUUCCAGACGGUCAGGGGCAUAGCGGAGGAGGAAUUCAAGAAAUCGGCUCCGGUGGCUCUCUCCUUACCGUUGCCUUCCAGAUUUUAGUUGAUUCAGUUCCGACAGCGAAGCUUUCUCUUGGAUCGGUGGCUACCGUCAACAGUCUAAUAAAAUGCACGGUCGAAAGGAUCAGAACUGCGGUAAUGUGCAACAAUGCUUAA